This is a messenger RNA of Ramularia collo-cygni, 1920 nucleotides long. Its product is annotated as related to asparaginase. The record is from RefSeq and is a predicted model, not a curated record. Gene Ontology annotation, biological process: protein maturation. The transcript has 3 exons. Gene Ontology annotation, molecular function: threonine-type endopeptidase activity. The coding region runs from base 1 to 1920 and encodes 639 amino acids. NCBI's taxonomy places the organism in Eukaryota, Fungi, Ascomycota, Dothideomycetes, Mycosphaerellales, Mycosphaerellaceae.
AUGUUCACCCGAAAUGAGAGAGGGAAGAGCAGAAAGGGCACAGAUCUCGCCUGCAUCUUUGUGCAUGGUGGCGCAGGCUUCCAUAGCCGUGAGAAUGAGUUUGCCCACCUCAAGGCCUGCCAGGACGCGUGCAAGGCCGGUAUGGCUGUCAUGAACAACGGCGGAUCCUCUGUCGACGCAGUGGAGAUAGCUAUUAAAGUGCUUGAGGAUCGAGAGAUCACCAAUGCAGGCUAUGGAAGCAAUCUGUGCCUGGGAGGAGUUGCCGAGUGCGAUGCCGUUGUCGUGGAUCACAAAGGCACGAGCGGAGCUGUUGGAGCUGUUGCGCAAAUCAAAAACCCAGUGUGCUUGGCCAGGYUCGUACUCGACCAUUCCACCAAGCUGCUGUCCCUUAAGCGUGUACCCGCAAACUUACUCGUCGGCCAAGGCGCCACCGACUUUGCCAUCGAGCAUGGCAUGAUUCAGGUGCCAUACUCAGACCUCAUCUCCCCAACCGUCAGACAGCGUUGGCGAAAAUCGCGCUCCGACCUGAUGAGAGCCGAACGCAGGGAACAGCAGGACGACGAUGAGAAAUUCGGCGUUUCCUCUUCCGCCUCUGUUCGAGAAUUCAUCCGGACGGUCGAUAGCCAUGACAAAAGCGAGCGCGAGCGCAAGGCACAUGAAGACCGCAUGUACGCAGAAGCUUUGGUGUACGCACAAGCUCGAGAGUGCGCAGAAGCUCUAGCGCACCGUUACGGUGCGCAGACAGCCUGCGAGUACGUGGAAGCUUUGCCGUUCGAUGCGCAGACAGCGUCGCCACCACGAUCCGACCGACUGGACACAAAAUCGAUCACCACACCAGCACGAUCUAGCUCGGGACAUUCUACGAAAGCUACUGACAACACUGGUAACACGACUCCUGAUCGCCACCCAGACGAGGCUAGCGAUCCAGAUCCGCUGUCUCGACCAGAAUCGCUGCGUGCUAUGGUCAAUCAUCCAUUUGCAAAUGGCACGCAAGUCUCGCCACCUCCGUCUUCCACUUGCCUGCCCAACCUUGCCAGUGCUGCCAUUAACGGCGGCGGACAUUAUCAUGAGAUGGAUACCGGAACGGACUACUUCUACGAGAAUUGUGUGCAGUMAUCGCCGCCCCAGCAAGUUACUGCAUCCCCGCCCGAUCCCGGAAUCCGAGAACUCUCGAUGCGCGAUGCAAAUGACGUUGAGCCAAACAUACUCCCUGUGAACCCUUCGGUCCACUUCGAUUCCUCCACUGGAACCUACCAUGUUGAUCCACAUCUGUCUCCAAGUUCCAGUUCGAAUACCGAGCACUCAGCAUAUGUUAUCUCUCCCCACAACCUAUCAGCGACYCCCUCCGCGGAAGAGGACGUUAUCACUGACACCGUGGGCGUCAUUGCCAUUGAUAUGUUUGGCAACAUCGCAUGUGGCGCAUCUUCUGGUGGUAUUAGUAUGAAACAUCGCGGCCGCGUUGGGCCAGCUGCUCUUGUUGGUAUUGGCGCAGCGGUCAUACCUACAGACGAGGACGAUCCCGAAGGCAAGACUGUAGCAACUGUUACGAGCGGCACAGGAGAGCACAUGACAACCACCAUGGCCGCAGCUCUCUGCUCGGAACGCAUAUACCAAAGCCAACGCAAAGUACGUGGCCAAUACAAAAGCUGCAUGGAAGAAGAAGCCGUUGCGGGCUUCAUCAAGACCGAUUUCAUGGACCAUCCCUCUGUCAAGCAAAGCCAGAGUACGGGAAGCAUUGGGACGAUGAGCGUCAAGAAGACCAAGGAUGGAAUUUACUUCUUGUUUGGACACAACACAGACUCUUUCGCGUUGGCGAGUAUGCAUUCUGACGAAGAGCGACCGAUUCUGACGAUGAGUCGGAACAAUGGCAACGGUGGUGUGGCACAGGGUGGACGGUAUWUGAGGUACCGGAGAAAGUGA